Molecule: messenger RNA, 1898 nt
Organism: Ceratosolen solmsi marchali
Lineage: Eukaryota; Metazoa; Arthropoda; Insecta; Hymenoptera; Agaonidae
Gene: Fkbp39
Product: FK506-binding protein 39kD
Exons: 4
Coding region: 334-1494 (386 amino acids)
Cellular component (GO): chromatin; nucleolus
Molecular function (GO): peptidyl-prolyl cis-trans isomerase activity
Source: RefSeq, a predicted model, not a curated record
AGGAAGAGGAAAACGGACGGAUAGCGAUUGCCGGGUAAAGCUUCUAACCCCUCCGUCCCAGCCACUAGCGGCGACUCUCGUAGGCAACAUCGACAGCGGCAAAGGCAGCGGCAGCACUGCGCUCCACGGCUCGGCUCAUUCGAUAUUUGAUAUCCAGAUUGUGGAGCGCUGGCCUAACCUCCAGCGUAUCGUCCACCACCACCCGGCUCGGAAUCCCGAAGGUGCUUGUUGCUUCGUUGCCCUCGAGGCCCUGCUAAGGUGCGACUGGGACGUCGGUGUUGCUGUCGAUUGUGUUUCGCGAGCCGUCGGGAAGCAAAUUAAUUGACCGGCAAGAUGUUUUGGGGACUAAUAAUGCAACCAAACAAGCGGUACAUGCAAACCGUGGAGAGAGCCUUUCACCUGUCGAUGGCUAGCUUAGAUGCUACCAUGUCAAGUGACUGUUUGGUUCAAGUGAUGGUUUGCUACGACAAACGCAAUUACUUACUGUGUACGUUACAAAAGAAUUCGAUCUGGCAAGUACCCUUAGAUCUGAAUUUCCAAGAGGGAACAAAAAUUGGCUUCACGUUUAACGGAGACGGUCAUGUUCAUCUUACCGGGUAUUUGAUCACCGAGGAGGAAGAAUUGGAUGAGAUGGACGAUUUCGAGGAAGAGGAUGAUGAAGACAUUCCAAAACUUGUGGGCGGAAAAAAGAGAAAAGCAUCGAACUCGCCGAUUGAGCAGAACGACGUUAAGCAAUCCAAAACGUCAAAAGUAGCGGAGGACGAAGACGAUGAUGAUGACGACGAUGAGUCGGACUCUGAUAACGAGGAUGGGGUACUCGAGGAUGAUUCGGACGACGAUCUGGAUAGCGAGGAAGAGGAUAUGGAUGAGGAUGAGAGCGACGAGGAGGAUGAGGACGAGGAUGAGAUAGAGACGCCUGUGAAGCCCUCGAAGAAGCAAAAACAGAAACAGAACCAGCAGAAUCAGUCGAAUCAGCAGAAAUUGCAAAACCAACAGAACCAGCAGAGACAAAAUCAGCAAAAUAAUCAGCAACAGAAUAAAAAGGAUAAGAAUAAAUUAACCAACGGUAAAGAUGCAAAAUCUGAAAGGGAGCAGGGCAAACAAAAGAAGAAUAAAGAAGAAAGUAAAAUGGAAGAUAAGUCGGAGCAGCAGCAGCAAAAAAGAACGAUCGAAGGCGGAGUUCAGGUAGAGGAUAUCAAGGUUGGCAAUGGCGCGCCGGCGAAAUCAGGAAAAUUCGUGUCCGUAUAUUAUAUUGGUAGACUGAAAAAUGGCAAGAAAUUCGAUCAGACGCAGCAAGGCGAGGGCUUCAAGUUCAGGCUUGGAAAGGGUGAGGUAAUCAAAGGAUGGGACGUUGGUGUUACCGGAAUGAAAGUAGGAGGCAAGAGACGUCUUACAAUUCCACCAAAUAUGGCAUACGGUGCUAAGGGUUCGCCUCCAGUUAUACCAGGAAAUAGCACGUUGAACUUUGAAAUCGAACUUAAAGCAAUUCACUGAAGAUAAUGCUGCCGUUCCGACUACUACAUUAUAUGCUUUAGGCAGGAGUUUCUUAAAAAUAUCGAACAAAUGUUUUUAAGAAAAGGAUUUUACAUUUACAAUUAUAUCAUAAGACAGUUAUCGUUCUAUACAGUAUUUUUCUGAGAAAAUAAUUUUAUACGAGACGACUUAAAAAUAUAUAUUUUUUCAUUAUUUCAGUACUAUAGAGAUACACUGAGCAGAAAACGAGACUGUACAGAAAUAUGUUCAUACGUUGAUUUUAUAUCGCUCUAUAAGCUCUUUCCACUUAUUUUAGAAGAGAUUUUUCACUCUUAAAACGUAAGAAUGACUGUGUCACUUAUAAAGUUAAAGAAAUGAGUAAUUUUGUAAAGAACUGUUUAUAAAUAAAAUUGAUGUAAAACUUA